Cyprinus carpio (common carp) is the source of this 3003-nucleotide messenger RNA. RefSeq names its product cyclin-dependent kinase 10-like. Gene Ontology annotation, molecular function: ATP binding; cyclin-dependent protein serine/threonine kinase activity. Gene Ontology annotation, cellular component: nucleus. The record is from RefSeq and is a predicted model, not a curated record. Gene Ontology annotation, biological process: regulation of mitotic cell cycle; protein phosphorylation. NCBI's taxonomy places the organism in Eukaryota, Metazoa, Chordata, Actinopteri, Cypriniformes, Cyprinidae.
UGGCACUGUACUGCAGCAUUUGCUUAGUAGCCUGCUGUAUUCCCUAGCCUAGGUUUCCGGGGAAAUGCAUGUUUUAACCGAGCCAAAUGCCUGAGUAAGACUAAGCACCGGUUCUGUGCGCCUAAGCCUAUUUAAAAACACAAAACAGUCCACGUCGGAGACCUGGUGAAGGGAUUUCUUGUGGUUAGAUGAUGGGGAAUCCCUGCAGUGUGCGAGACUGACAGUGGAUCAGGACUGUAAGCCCACCAUCAGCUCAGAAGAAGAAUAUUAUUCACAUGGAGCUACAGAUUCGUUCCGGAGAGACUCAUUUCAGUGCGUGAUGGGGAAUGGGCUCCGCUCCGAGAAAGCAGGUUCUCCCAGUAGUGGAGCAGUCUCUUAGCACUGAUUCAUCAUCAUCUUCAUCUUCAUCCUCAACACCACCUUCAUCGUUUAAUAAUUCUGCUGUGCCGCUGAUCAUCAUCACAGCUCCGUCUCGAGAAAACCUCUUAGAAACGCCAGUGGGUCUGAAGAUAGCGGACGCUAAUAAAGAGCCGCGGCCCAUGGGAGGUCCGGUGUUUGUUGGUCGGGGUCGUUUUGUCACCGGCACAGCCUGAUUUACACAGAUGUUCUCUCUCUUUUCAUGCAAACGUCCAGUAAAGUGUUAUAUGUGCACAUUAAUCAUUGAUCCGGACGACCGUGGAGAUGGAAAACACAGCAGAGGCGGAUCUAGGGCCGUUAAAGCUGAAAUCUUUAAGAACCGACAAGACGUUUAUAAUACCGCAGAGUGAACGGUUAGGCAGAUGCAGGAGUGUGAAGGAGUUUGAGAAGAUGAACCGGAUCGGAGAGGGAACAUAUGGCAUCGUUUACCGAGCACGUGAUACAAGGACAAAUGAAAUUGUUGCCCUGAAGAAAGUGCGAAUGGAUAAAGAGAAAGAUGGGAUUCCAAUCAGCAGUUUGAGGGAAAUUAACUUACUGCUCAGAUUGAGACACCCAAACAUUGUGGAGCUGAAAGAAGUGGUGGUGGGAAGCCAUUUGGAGAGCCUCUUUCUGGUGAUGAGUUACUGUGAGCAGGAUCUGGCCAGUCUGCUGGAGAACAUGCAGUCGCCGUUCUCUGAAGCUCAGGUGAAGUGUAUAGUUCUUCAGCUGCUUAAAGGACUGGCAUAUUUACAUCACAACUUCAUUCUUCACAGGGAUUUGAAGGUUUCCAAUCUACUGAUGACAGACAAGGGCUGUGUAAAGAUAGCUGACUUCGGUCUGGCGCGUGUUUACGGUAUCCCGUUACAGCCCAUGACUCCUCGAGUAGUCACACUGUGGUAUCGAGCCCCAGAGCUCCUCCUAGGGACCAAGACGCAGACGACUGCCCUGGACAUGUGGGCCGUUGGCUGCAUCUUUGCUGAGCUUCUUGCCCACAAGCCUCUUCUGCCUGGAGCUUCAGAGAUCCAGCAGCUGGAUUUGAUCGUCCAGCUGUUGGGAACACCUAAUGAAAGCAUCUGGCCGGGCUUCUCGCGCCUGCCGUUGGUUGGGCAGUACAGUCUGAGGAAGCAGCCCUACAACAACUUAAAGAACAAGUUCACCUGGUUAUCAGAAGCUGGCUUGAGACUGCUCAACCUGCUGUUCAUGUACAACCCACAGCGCAGAGCCACAGCGAAAGAUUGUUUAGAUAGUUCCUACUUCAAGGAGAAGCCCUUGCCUUGUGAACCAGAGCUGAUGCCCACGUUUCCUCAUCACAGAAACAAACCAGGAGGUUCUGUGACCGAAAACCAGUCCAAAAGAAGCAAAGUCUGACGUCCUGCUGCCUGCUGACAUCACAGAUGUGUUAUACUUUCCGUUCUUAUACUUUUAAGAUAUUGUACAAAUUAAAGUUCAGUCUUGCAGACAUGAGAUACGAUGUAAAUAAUACAAAUGAAUCUUAGUCAGCGGAGCGGUGAGCAGCUGCUGCUGCUUUUUUGAGCAAAGAUUAAAAAAAAAAGUUUUCUGUUCUGAAUGUCACGUUAUUUAUACAGUAUAAAAAAUGUCACCUUUGAUGUGUUGAUUGUGGGCUUGAUCUGCUUAGUAUUCUUGUUGAUCUGUGAAUCAGUAGCUGAUUAAUCAGAUCAGCCAAAUUACUAAAAAAUAUUACUGAGCUGUUGGCAGAUGUUUUUUUUUUGUCUUUGGAGGAGAUGAAAUUCUGAUUGCCUUCUCAGUUGGACAGUUACAGAUUUGAUAAACCUGGUAUUCAAGGACGUCAGGAAAAUACAAAGAUCAUAACAUUUCUGUGUAACUUGUGAAGACAUGGGUCUUCAUGAGAAUGAGCUUGAAAAGUAUAGUCGAGAGCUGAUGAAGCGGUCUCCUGUCUGAACAGCUCUAGUCUCAGAUUAAAUGUAGUCAUCCUCUGAAUGAGACAUUAGUAAACGAGUUCUCCUCGGCAGGGAACAGCUGAUGACUGCCUUCAGACCCCUCAUCGAGUUAUGAAUCUCAAAAUGCUUUCUAUCAACAAAAAUCAUUCAGCAAAAGAAACAGUCAGUAAGAUAUUGAGCUGGUUUUGUGAGGCACACAAGAUUAAAUUUCUGUAUCGGUACAUUGUGUUUAAUUUUUGCACAUUCUCGUCCCAGCAUUAUCCAACUCCCCUUCUCAAAUAGAAAGUAGGCUUUUUUCUGGAAACAUACACAGCAUGUUCAUAGAAAAUUAUCCUCCGUUAUAAUGUUACAGAACUACUGUCAGAAGGCAGGUUUAUCCAUUUUAACCAUCGUGGAUAGGCUGAAGUAAAUACAGCUGCACAAACAAUGCACAGAUUCUUUUAAAAGUCUUUUUUCUUUUUUAUCAGAUCAGGUUAAUGUUAUCCUUCAAAAUGAAUGACAGCUGUAACACACUUCAUUACUACAACACUUGAUCAGGAACUUUAAAACAAGUGAAAUGUUGAUGGGUGAGUCUGUCAAAUACACGGCCAGGUCAUAUUUCAGCCCGCACUCAAAGGAAAAUACAUCGUCAUUGUCACAAACAUUGUCACCGGAAAAAAAAGAAAUAAAAAUCUGAAAAGUUGUAAAA